Messenger RNA from Stomoxys calcitrans (stable fly), 369 nucleotides. RefSeq lists its product as uncharacterized. The record is from RefSeq and is a predicted model, not a curated record. The transcript has a single exon. The coding region runs from base 1 to 369 and encodes 122 amino acids. Lineage: Eukaryota; Metazoa; Arthropoda; Insecta; Diptera; Muscidae.
AUGGUAACUGCCGAAAUGGAAAGUGAAGAACGGAUGAAGUUUGCCGCCUUGUAUCUGGAUGUGAAGGCCAAAUUGACUCGACAGAUGAAUUCCAUCCGGAGAUUGGAAUCAAAUCCACGUUCAUCUUCGACACGCAAAACACGCCUACCAGAGAUACAGUUGCCGAAGUUUGGUGGAGCUUAUGCCGAUUGGCCGAAUUUCUUCUCACUAUUCUCAACAAUUGUCGACAGCAGAACGGAUUUAAGUGACCUGGAGAAAUUCCAUCAUCUGCGCUCAAGCUUAACUAGUGCCGCCUUGGACACAAUUUCAUCGUUGGAGCUAAACGAGACAAAUUACAUGGAAGUGGUAAAAUUGUUGAAAAAUUGUUAA